UAAUGACUAAUCAUUAAGUUCUCCAUCAUGUAAAUUGUAAAAAGAGGGGGUGGGUUUAAUUACAAAACUUUUGUAUGUUUUGAACCUUUGGUGAUAAAGCCGGACUGAAAUAAUAAUCUGGUCCCGGGUUGACUGGUCCGACCGACCGGUUCGGUAAGAAAAUUAACGAAUCUUUUCUUUUUCACUUUCCCGAUUCCGCCAUCGCCAUCGAGUCGUUCCGACAAAUUAAAUCAGUUUAACAGCAGCAAAACAGUCCAUGGCGGCGAAGAUGACGACUCAGUCGCAGUUCUUGGUGAACCUCUCUUACGGCAUCGCCUCCCAAAGCAAUCUCAGAGCGGAUAAUCGUGUCUCAUCUUCAUCUUGUCAAAUCACACGACCGAAUCGGUCAUGGGCUUUGCCAGUUUCCUUAAAAGUCGAGAAAUUUCAAUCCCAACGAGGAAGGAGAAGAAGAGGAUCACCAUGUUUUGGGAGCUUUGAGAACGAAGGGUCGCUCAGAAAUGGAAUCGGUGAUGCAGAUGGGAUUAUAAUUGUUGAUCACGGUUCUCGUCGCCGUGAAUCCAAUCUUAUGCUUGAGGAGUUUGUGAAAAUGUUCAAAGACAAAACUGGGUACCCAAUUGUGGAGCCUGCUCAUAUGGAACUGGCUGAGCCAUCUAUAAAAGAUGCAUUCAGUUUGUGUGUACAAAAAGGGGCAAAACGUGUGGUUGUGAGCCCAUUUUUUCUUUUUCCUGGAAGACAUUGGCAUAAGGACAUUCCCUCGUUGACGGCUGAUGCUGCAAAGGAGUUCUCUGGCAUCUCAUACCUCAUAACUGCACCUCUCGGCCUUCAUAAUCUCCUCAUGGACGUUGUGAACGACAGAAUUCAACAUUGCUUGAGCCAUGUUGAAGGUGAUGCUGACGAGUGUCUGGUUUGUGCUGGAACAGACAAGUGUAAGAUCUACAAUAGUUCUUAGGUGUACAUGUAAGAACGUUUUUGCAUAUCUGUUCUUAGUUCUUUCAGAUGCGGAUAGAAAAGGGAGGCGUAUUAUAUUGUUCAUAGUCAUCAUUUAGUCCACGUCCAAUGUACACCAAUUUCGAGAUUAUGGCCUGUUCUUCUUAUUGCACAUUAAUAAUAAAGUACUACGACAAUAUAAUAAGAGUUGUCUGUUAAAGUUGUCUC
Messenger RNA from Camelina sativa (false flax), 1155 nucleotides. The record is from RefSeq and is a predicted model, not a curated record. NCBI's taxonomy places the organism in Eukaryota, Viridiplantae, Streptophyta, Magnoliopsida, Brassicales, Brassicaceae.